Messenger RNA from Vanderwaltozyma polyspora DSM 70294, 324 nucleotides. RefSeq names its product ribosomal protein P2 alpha (gene RPP2A). The record is from RefSeq and is a predicted model, not a curated record. Bases 1 to 324 code for a protein of 107 amino acids. Gene Ontology annotation, cellular component: ribosome; cytosolic large ribosomal subunit. Gene Ontology annotation, molecular function: structural constituent of ribosome. NCBI's taxonomy places the organism in Eukaryota, Fungi, Ascomycota, Saccharomycetes, Saccharomycetales, Saccharomycetaceae. Gene Ontology annotation, biological process: translation; cytoplasmic translational elongation. The transcript has a single exon.
AUGAAGUACUUAGCUGCUUAUUUGAUGUUGAACGCUGCCGGUUCUGCUCCAUCUGCCGACAAAGUCUCUGAAGUUUUGAAGUCUGUCGGUAUCGAAGUUGAAGAUGACAAAGUCUCUGCUUUGAUGACUGCUUUGGAAGGUAAGUCUGUUGAAGAAUUGAUUGCUGAAGGUAUUGAAAAGAUGGCUUCUGUUCCAGCUGCUGGUCCAGCUUCUGCUGGUGGUGCCGCUGCUUCUGGUGCUGCUUCCGGUGCUGCUGCUGAAGAAGAAGCUGCUGCUGAAGAAUCCGAAGAAGAUGAUGAUAUGGGUUUCGGUUUAUUCGAUUAG